CGCGCACGUACGCCUUCACCGUUCCUCUUGGCUCACCACCUGAGGUCUGCGUGAUUUUGCAAGAUGGUGAACGUUGACGAAGAAGUUGACCUACUCAAGCGCGAAAUAAAGCGUCUUGGAACGCAAGAUCCGUCUACAGGCAAGACGUCCGUAAAGUUUGGAAAGUUGGUCAGGGACGACGAAUGUGCAAACAUUUUCGAAGCCAUAGUUGGCACUCUUCGGGCAGCCAAAAAGCGGAAAAUAGUCGCUUAUGAUGGAGAAAUACUCCUCCAAGGUCCUCACGACAAUGUCGACAUAGUGUUACUUUAAAUCGACGAACAAAGUCGUAACUAAAGUUAGCUGUUCAACACACCGGGUGCCACGGUCCUUUUUUGCCACAAUACUGCUCAUGAUAUGCAGGAAGGCAUAUAUUACAUAAAGAUUGGACGAAAUACACAAUGUUAUACAUUCGCUGAUA
Spizellomyces punctatus DAOM BR117 is the source of this 457-nucleotide messenger RNA. RefSeq names its product costars family protein. Gene Ontology annotation, biological process: regulation of actin filament-based process. The record is from RefSeq and is a predicted model, not a curated record. The transcript is spliced from 2 exons. NCBI's taxonomy places the organism in Eukaryota, Fungi, Chytridiomycota, Chytridiomycetes, Spizellomycetales, Spizellomycetaceae. Bases 64 to 309 code for a protein of 81 amino acids.